AUGAUCACAAUCGCCUCUCGCAAAGUGUAUCGCCAACUUAUCCUUCUGGCAUCCUCGGCUGCUUAUGAUUCUAGCCUGAAUUGGUUUUCACUUACUGUGACUCAUACCAACGCAGUAAAAGAGAGAGGAAAAGUCAAAUAUUUUGAUACCAAGGUUGAAUCGUUUGUCAUUCUGUCUGCUUUCCACGAACCAAGGAACACAAUGCGGUCAAUUACAGUUUCUGCUUUCAUUGCCCUCUUGGCUGCAGAGGCUUUGGCCGCUCCAUACACCAAUCCAGAGCCUUUCACUAAGGCCGGCAACCUCAAGGCACGCUACACUGAGCCUUUCACUGAGCCCUUCACUGAGCCCUUUACGGAGCCUGAGAAGCGCUACACCGAGCCUUUCACCGAGCCCUUCACUGAGCCCUUCACUGAGCCCUUUACGGAGCCUGAGAAGCGCUACACCGAGCCUUUCACCGAGCCCUUCACUGAGCCCUUUACGGAGCCUGAGAAGCGCUACACCGAGCCUUUCACCGAGCCCUUCACCGAGCCCUUUACGGAGCCUGAGAAGCGCUACACCGAGCCCUUCACCGAGCCCUUUACGGAGCCUGAGAAGCGCUACACCGAGCCUUUCACUGAGCCCUUCACUGAGCCCUUCACCGAGCCCUUCACCGAGCCCGAGAAGCGCUACACCGAGCCAGAGCCAUACACUGAGCCCUUCACCAAAGUUGACAAGCUCAAGGCUUGAGGCUCGUUACACUGACUCCAAUGGGCUCGCUGCUCGCUGCCGCCAAAGCUAAGCCCUUUCUUUGAAAGUAUCCAUUCUUUCAACUGGAGUUUCGAGGAACUCGUGGCUGAGCUUAGAAAAUUUCGAAUCACCGUGCAGUCCUCGAUCAUAUUCUCAAACAAUUUUUCCACUUUCCCUCUGUCCAUACUAAGCCCAUUACGGUCGCUACUGUCAAAAUAGGCAGAUUAUAUUGUUGAUUUUACAGAGAAGGGAUGGUAGUGAAUUUCAUCUAUGUAUAUGUGCAGCGUACCGUCUCUUUCGGUCGAUUUCUCUGUUUGAUCCCAAAAAUCAGUCAAUUAGAUCCAACUUCUUGUCUCUCGCUAAAUUAACCUCAUAUUACUA
Messenger RNA from Talaromyces stipitatus ATCC 10500, 1107 nucleotides. RefSeq lists its product as uncharacterized. The record is from RefSeq and is a predicted model, not a curated record. The transcript is spliced from 3 exons. Bases 1 to 726 code for a protein of 241 amino acids. NCBI's taxonomy places the organism in Eukaryota, Fungi, Ascomycota, Eurotiomycetes, Eurotiales, Trichocomaceae.